Messenger RNA from Chaetura pelagica (chimney swift), 1002 nucleotides. RefSeq names its product mitochondrial methionyl-tRNA formyltransferase (gene MTFMT). NCBI's taxonomy places the organism in Eukaryota, Metazoa, Chordata, Aves, Apodiformes, Apodidae. The record is from RefSeq and is a predicted model, not a curated record. Gene Ontology annotation, molecular function: methionyl-tRNA formyltransferase activity. Gene Ontology annotation, biological process: conversion of methionyl-tRNA to N-formyl-methionyl-tRNA; biosynthetic process. Gene Ontology annotation, cellular component: mitochondrion.
AUGCAGGCCUUGAGUGCCUUGUCCACCAGGGAGCCCAGCAAGGACUUGCUCGUGUCCAGGCUGGAGGUGGUGACCCUGCCCUCCCGCCUGCCUGGGGACCUGCCUGUCAGGAGCUGUGCCCAGGAGCUCCAGCUGCCUGUUCAUGAGUGGCCACACACGGGACCUGUGGGGCAGUUUGACGUGGGUGUGGUGGCAUCGUUCGGACGUCUCCUGAGUGAGGAGCUUAUUCUGCAGUUCCCAUAUGGGGUGCUGAACAUCCAUCCCAGCUGUCUGCCACGGUGGAGGGGUCCUGCACCAAUCAUCUACACAGUGCUUCAUGGGGAUACAGUGACUGGGGUGACAAUUAUGGAAAUAAGACCAAAAAGGUUUGAUGUAGGUCCAAUCAUUAAGCAGGAAGAGUUUGCAGUCCCUCCCCGCUGCACCGCAAAGGAGCUGGAGGUGAUGUUAUCCAAGAUGGGUGCAGACAUGCUGAUAGCAGUUUUGAAAAACUUGCCUGAAAGUUUAAAAAAUAAAAAAGAACAACCAAAAGAAGGAGUCACUUUUGCUCCUAAAAUAUCUAUAGAAAAGAGUUGUAUAAAAUGGGAAGAUCAAACAGCUGCACAGAUAAUUCAGCUGCAUCGUGCAAUAGGAAGUAUGUUUCCUUUACAGACACUCUGGAAGGAUACUACUGUUAAACUUCUGGAUUUUGUGGAAGUGGAUAAUAUCCUUGAUGUUGCUGAUCAAACAUUAAAUGACUGUGGAGCUGUUCCUGGUUCACUAAUAUACCAUAAAGUGUCCCAGACUCUGAUAGCUCGUUGCAAGGAAGGUUGGGUUGGAAUUAAAACAGUUGUAUUAAAGAAGAAGCUAACAGCAGCUGACUUCUACAAUGGAUAUAUGCACUCUUGGUUCCAGCAGAACUCCAGAGCAGUUCAUCAGGAAUGCAGGUUUCAAACACUCAAACUUAGCACGACAAAAAAGACUCUGAAAGGGAGGGAGCUGUUGGCACAGGAUGUAAAACAAUAG